Molecule: messenger RNA, 1136 nt
Organism: Hypomesus transpacificus
Lineage: Eukaryota; Metazoa; Chordata; Actinopteri; Osmeriformes; Osmeridae
Gene: ift43
Product: intraflagellar transport protein 43 homolog A
Exons: 6
Coding region: 61-432 (123 amino acids)
Biological process (GO): intraciliary retrograde transport
Cellular component (GO): cilium; intraciliary transport particle A
Source: RefSeq, a predicted model, not a curated record
UCACUGUCGCCACGGCAACGGUUGCUGUGUGACGCUUAGUUUGAUCUCCAGGAAGAAAAAAUGGACGACAGUCCGCAACUCGGAGAGAGUGGAGCUGUUAAGAAUGUUGCUAAGACGGGUCGCAGAGCUCGACUGACGGCAGAGCAACCUUCAUCUGACGAGGCUCGUCAUGCCAGGAAGUCUUCCUCAUCCACGGGUGAGGGACCCCCUCCGAAGCCGGGGCGAAGGCAGAGUGGCUGGGCCGAGGAGACCAGUGGGCCAGGCUCUGCAAAGUCUGGAAGACGACCUGCCGUGGAUGAUGUGGAAGACCGCCGCCUGCGACCGCAAACCCCCCAGGGCUCUGAUGAUGAAGGAGAUAUUCCUGUGAUUCCAGACCUGGAUGAAGUUCAGGAGGAAGACCUGACCAUGCAGGUGGCAGCCCCUCCCAGGUAGACCCCCCACAGAGCCACGCUCCCCCUGGCUGUGGAGCAGCUGCUGGAUCACACACAUCUGGGCUCCUGGUCUUGGUCAUCCUCAGCUGUGUCCACUUCAGACAGCCUGACAGUCCUCAGACCAAACAUCUCUUACUUCUCACCAGUCAGGCUCAUGCUUCAUGUGAUGUAGACCUGUCAUGGUUUCAUAGCAGACAAAAUGGCUGAUAUUGCGGAUCCGGCUGCUUGUGUUUGAUCCCAGCCUCAGACCCCUUGAACCCUUGACCUCUGACCUCAGAGCGGGAUCAGCGCGGCGUCCCUCCCUGACCGUCCCCUCGUGUCCUCUCUCGGCGCUGGCAGGAUCUCUGCGUAUCGGCCCGUUAUGGAGGAAUAACAGAACACUGUGAUUUAUGCUGCUCUGUUAGUGGGACCCUCGCUAACGGGGGCCCUCGCUAACAGGGGCCCUUUGAUUUACAGGGCAGUGAGAGACACGCCGACAUGUGUCCGCUAUGUAGCAAGGCUGUGACAGCAGCAGAGGUUAUUAGACUGAGGCCCGCUCUCUGUGCGAGAUCAUAUCCACAUUGAACUCAUUGCCGGGGCAAUGUAGCGUGUAAUGUGCAGUAAGUAGGACUGGCAUGCACUGCUAGGCGCUGGCCACUCUCUCAGCCCCUCUCUUAAUUCUUACCCCAGAUAAGCAGCUGGGUUUCAAUUUGAGGCAGUUACUUC